Salmo salar (Atlantic salmon) is the source of this 2890-nucleotide messenger RNA. RefSeq names its product sun domain-containing protein 1. The record is from RefSeq and is a predicted model, not a curated record. Gene Ontology annotation, cellular component: meiotic nuclear membrane microtubule tethering complex; nuclear envelope. Gene Ontology annotation, molecular function: protein-membrane adaptor activity. Lineage: Eukaryota; Metazoa; Chordata; Actinopteri; Salmoniformes; Salmonidae.
CAAUCAAAAUACGUUUGACGCGGAGUGCUGAUUAUGACGUAAACUGCGUCCCCCAUUCUAUUUCUAGAGUUCCAUAGACUCAACAUUCUAGACGCGCUGUAAAUUCCACUGUUUUACACACAGUGGCUCAUUAGCUAAGUUGCACUUUCUGCUGCUACAUAUGAGUUUAAAGAUUGCAAUAAUUACUGUAUGAAUUGUCCAACAAGACUCGGUCAUGUCUAGAAGAAGUGCAAGGCUUCUUAAUGGAGGGUACUAUGACCAGUCCUCUGACGAUGAAUCCUCUGGCUCCAUUGUCUCCUACAAGGAAAGCCCUGUGCCUAGGGUAUUCAACAAGAAGAAAAUGAGAACUGGCGGCCAUAAGGGAAUCCAAAAUCCAAAUCAGCCAAUCAACGGCGAUGAAUUAAUUGGCAUGGUGCCAACUGUGAGGGCCAUCCAGAGAAGGCAGACCUUCCUGUCUCCUACUGUGGCCCCUGUUCCUGUGACCCCCGCUGCCUCUGUGGCCCUGCAGCCCAGCAUGUGCUCCUCCAGCAUUGGCUUCACCAGAAUUGACAGCUCUGGCUACUGCUCUGAUUCUGAGGAGCCAGUGAGGGCCAAGACAUGCUCCACCAGGAGACUGUCCAGUGGGAUAGGCACUAGGGCCAGCACUAGCUGCAGCUGGUCAUGUUUCCCGAAUGGUUUGCCAUCCUGGUUCGUCAUCUUCCUCCUGCCCGUUCUCCUGACCUUCCUAUUUGUCUUUCCGAUCGUGUUCCCCACCAUGAACCUCAACCUUCCAAUGAACCGCCCGACUCAACCUGACUCUUCACUCGACCUGACUCCAAAGGCUACGUAUGGAACUCCUAUCAUGGAUUCGGCUCUCAAAAACAAAAUGGACACCAUCCAGAGAGAGCUUGAGAUCCUUAAACAGAGAGCACACCAGCACCAAGGCAUUUCCCAGCAGAUGGUACAAAGACUGAAUAUAGACAUGAGGGGAGUAAGGCGUGAGAUUAACAACGUUAGAGGGAAAGUGAACAGUGUCUCUAUUUCUGUCUCUACUGCCGGAGAGCGUCUGACCCAGGACGCUGCCGAGUUCAGCAGCAAGAUGUCUGAUUUCCAAGAGGAACAAUCCAUUACCAGACAGAGGGUCAGAGCCCUGGAGGACACCAGUGAUAUGCUGCAGCAACAGGUGACCUCCAUUCAAAACCAGCCUCCCCCUACUCCCACACCAGAAAACAUCCACCUGACACCUGCUUUUAAAGAGGCCAUGGAGAAAUGGCUGAGUGACCGACUGGCCCAGGAUGAGAGAUGGGACGUGAAACAGUUGAUAAAGGAUUGCAGUCGUCCAUUGGCGGACCGACUGCCUGACUUUGCCUUGGAGUCUCAAGGUGGCAGUAUUGUAACCAGCAGAUGCUCUGAGACGUAUCAGACCCGUUCAGCCUGCGUGAGCUUCCUGGGGAUUCCCCUGUGGUAUCCUGCAGAGACCCCCUGGACUGUCAUCCAGGGCCAGCAGGUGCUGCCUGGCAAGUGUUGGCCGUUUCCUGGUGCCCAGGGCACUAUGACCAUCGCUCUGUCUCACCCCAUCCACGUGACCCAUGUCUCUCUGGAGCACCUCUCCACUGCCAUCUCGCCUAAUGGGCGCAUCGACAGCGCCCCCAAGGACUUCACCAUCUACGGCAUGUCUACUGUCGGCGAAGAGGGAUCACUGAUCGGAAUGUUUACAUAUGACCAGGCUGGAGAUCCCCUACAGACGUUUGAAUUGCCUAACCCUACCGCAGUGUAUCGGUAUGUGGAGCUCCAUGUCCUCAGCAACUGGGGUCACCAGGAAUACACCUGUGUGUACCGCUUCCGGGUUCACGGCAAGAUGCCUUUCUAUUGAGGGGGAUCGGCUAUCCAUCUCAACCCCUGUGUUUGUGUGUGUGUCCACCCCAACCCCAGAAUUUUCAUUUUCAUACUGGAGCAUAUAUUUUGCUUCUAAAUAAAAUCUCUCUUAGGCAGUGUUUGUAUGGGUUUGGUCACAAGUUGGAACUGAGUGUAAUGAUGGUGGCCAAUUCUCAAAGAUGUAUCUUAUUUGCAAAACACAUAUUUACAGAUGAUUAAACCCCCAUCAAAUGGGAUUAUGGCAGCCAUAUUGGAUUUUGGGAAAAAUCCAUGGUGUCCCCAAGGGUCGAUAACCCUCCAUGCCCUGAAAUACACUAAGGAGCCUUUUGACUGAGAGGGGGGGAGGGGCAGACUCAAGUUUUGGGUACCCUGCCAUACAGCAUUGAAUGGGAGUAAAUUUGACUUGGAACGUUGUCUUUUAACCAGCUACAAAAAUGUAAGUCUACAUUCGUUAAUAUUUCCGCCUGUUUCUGUUAACAGGUUGAUAUUUCCACAAUGCAUCAAGAUAUCCUUUUGCUCUUUGUGUAUGUAGGGCAGCCAGGCAAUAUUCUGCACUCUUUGGGUGCGUUCGAGCAGUAAGACUAACGCUGCUGACUGUAGACAAGUCAACGAGUGAAUGCGGAGGAAGUGCGUCUGCGACGUACGGAAAUCAGUGUUGUGGUCAUAGGGAAAGAGGCUUUUAGUGGCCAAAAGGCCGUAUUAGCCUCAGCGGAGUCACUGAGGGCUUCCACCAUUUUAAUGUAGUCAACUGGGUGGGACUUCCAACUUCAUUGGAUGAUCCCUGCUGGUGACCCUGUUGGAGGGAUCAGCCAAUAGUGAAGAAGAAAAUUGACUACUUCAAAAUGGAGAUUCCCUCAAUGGCCCUGGCCAUGCUGUAACAGGUGCUAUAAUGGCACAGACACAAAUAUGAGUGCCUUAUCUAUCUCCAUGGUUGUGGUUUCCCUACAGCAAGGCUCCAUGCAACAUGGCAGUGUUGCCAUUGUUAAUAAAAGUUUUUAUUUGGAAUGUCAAAAUAAACAUGUCUCCAGCCCCCAUA